Molecule: messenger RNA, 8905 nt
Organism: Coregonus sp. 'balchen'
Lineage: Eukaryota; Metazoa; Chordata; Actinopteri; Salmoniformes; Salmonidae
Source: the annotation of a GenBank genome assembly
AGGUAGGACUGUGCACUCGCUGCUUGGUCGACCACGGUAACUCGCCACCAUGCCGUUCCCCUUUGGCAAGUCCCACAAGUCGCCGGCGGACAUCGUCAAGAACCUGAAGGACAGCAUGACGGUGUUGGAGAAACACGACAUCUCUGACAAGAAGGCUGAGAAGGUAAACAACCAACACACACACACACACACACAAAGACAGGUACAGACGAGUAUCUCCUAGGUACACCUCUCUCCCACUAUGCUAACAUGACUAGUGACCUCAGAGAUUCUAUGGAAGCUAUGGAGUGGGGAAUUUCAAACCCCUCCCUCUAAGAGUUUAAAUUGACUACAGUGUAAGGCAGGGUACUCCAACCCUGUUCCUGGAGAGCUACCCUUCUGUAGGUUUUCGCGCCAACCCCAGCUGUAACUAACCUGAUUCAGUUUAUCAACCAGCUAGUUAUUAGAAUCAGGUGCGCUAGAUUAGGGUUGGAGUGAAAACCUACAGGAUGGUAGCUCUCCAGGAACAGGGUUGGAGAGCCCUGGUGGAAGGGGGGGGGGUACUUGUGUUUCGAGAUUUACAUGAUGAAAAAAUUGUGCCUUUCAUGUUUGAUAACUAGAGACGUCAUUGUCAAAAACCUGUUGAGGGUUUAGUUUCCUUUCAUAUCAAGCCAUUUCUAGACUGAAAAUAGUGUAUGAUAGGAUCAUUUCAGGACGACAUGGGAUGGUGGGUGUGUGGGGGUUAGCUAGGUCAUAGGAAACAGUAUGGUGACUGAUGGAGAGCUAGCUAAUAUUUAUGUAAAGAGCUAAUUUCAUCUGUGUCUGUCUUUGCGCGUGUGUGUGUCCAGGCCACAGAAGAGGUGUCUAAGAGCCUGGUGGCGAUGAAGGAGAUUCUCUAUGGUACCAAUGAGAAGGAGCCCCAGACUGAGGCGGUGGCCCAGCUGGCUCAGGAGCUCUACAACAGCGGCCUGCUCAGCACCCUCGUAGCUGACCUGCAGCUCAUCGACUUUGAGGUGAGACACUUUACACUGUGCAUGUUUGUUUGUCUGUCUUUGAGACAGAUGCAGAGAUAUGAGAGAUUUAUUUUGAGAUGCUGACUAGAAAGGAGGGUAUCUUUGGGACGGAGUGAGAGAGACAGAUUUAUGUGCAUGUACAGAAAGAGACAAAAGACUGACUGUGUUCUGUCUCUUACUGGCACAUGGACAUGCUUUCACAUGCUUUUUUGCUUACUGCAAUACUUGCCCAUUUUGUGUGUGUGUGGUGGUAGUAGGUGUGUGUAGGCUUCACUGAGUCACCUUAUCAGCCUGAGUCAGUGUGAUUCUCCUCUUUGACACGCUCAACCUCCACAUCCUUCAGUGGGUCUGUGUCAUUCUCACCCAUCAGAAGAGACAUAUGUCUUGGCUAUUCCUGCCUUGGGAAGGCUGAAUUUGAUAAUAGGUUCAAAACAACUCAAUGAUACUAAUUUGAAAUGUGACGAUUCACCAAUGGUGUUAAUAGGUGAAUCUGUUUUAUCACCAUAACAUGUAUAAGAACAUUGGAUUCAGAAAAACUUCAGUAUUAGAAGUUCAAAAUAAGAGAACAUUGUUUAGAAACUGCCGGAAACCAUGUCUGUUUGAAAUCUGACCCCUUGUGAUUUCCACACCUUUCUAACAUUAUGAUUUCUGUUCACCAUCAGGGUAAGAAGGAUGUGGCUCAGAUUUUCAACAACAUCCUGCGGCGUCAGAUCGGGACGCGGACGCCCACGGUGGAGUACCUCUGCACUCAGCAGAACAUCCUCUUCAUGCUGCUCAAAGGGUGAGGCCUGGGGCGCCCAAACCUACACUACACCCUGUCAUUUACAAUGUUGGGGUGUAAUGUUUUUGUGUUGGGUAAUAAGUGGAUACCUUUUUUUGUCAGUCAAGUUAAGCUUUAUUUGAAGUAAAUUACCACAUUGUGUGAAUACACUUUACAGAAUGAUUAAAUAAAUGGAAAUAGAAAGAUAAAUACUGCAGAAUUUGACAAACAGCAGAUAUCGUAUUAAUUAGAGACAUUGACAAUGCCCUAUAUCAGGGAUCAUCGACUAGAUUCAGCCGCGGGAUGAUUUUUUUUCUUGAGGGGAUGGUCCGGGGCCGGAACAUAAUUACAAAUAAUUUGUAGACUUCAAACUUUGCUUAUAUUUGUAUACGAUCACGUGUUUCUCUAUUAUGCGUGGGAAUACAUGGGAACAGAUUUGUUAAAUUAAAAUCACUUGGAGCUGAUUUCCUGCCGUUUUACAGUGUGUUAUGUCCCCCCCCAAAAUAAAAUCACCUGUGGGCCAAAUUUCUGCCUGCGGGCUUCCAGUUGGGGAACCCUGCCCUAUAUCCUAUUUAAAUAUCCUGUCAUUUACAAUGUCGGGGGUUGUAGUGCGUGGUCUUUUGUCUAGGGUUGGGCGAUAUUACGAUAGCAUCGUGAUGUGACAGACGAUGGUUUAGCCUAUUUGAACUUGACUGGUACCCCGCAGUAAAGAACAGAGUCUCGCAGGGCAGCACACAAGUGACAUUCCGAGUAAUUUUCCUAUUCCUAUUUGCUAUAACCUACACUGCUCAAAAAAAUUAAGGGAACACUUAAACAACACAUCCUAGAUCUGAAUGAAUGAAAUAAUCUUAUUAAAUACUUUUUUCUUUACAUAGUUGAAUGUGCUGACAACAAAUCACACAAAAAUUAUCAAUGGAAAUCAAAUUUAUCAACCCAUGGAGGUCUGGAUUUGGAGUCACCCUCAAAAUUAAAGUGGAAAACCACACUACAGGCUGAUCCAACGUUGAUGUAAUGUCCUUAAAACAAGUCAAAAUUAGGCUCAGUAGUGUAUGUGUGGCCUCCACGUGCCUGUAUGACCUCCCUACAACGCCCGGGCAUGCUCCUGAUGAGGUGGCGGAUGGUCUCCUGAGGGAUCUCCUCCCAGACCUGGACUAAAGCAUCCGCCAACUCCUGGACAGUCUGUGGUGCAACGUGGCGUUGGUGGAUGGAGUGAGACAUGAUGUCCCAGAUGUGCUCAAUUGGAUUCAGGUCUGGGGAACGGGCGGGCCAGUCCAUAGCAUCAAUGCCUUCCUCUUGCAGGAACUGCUGACACACUCCAGCCACAUGAGGUCUAGCAUUGUCUUGCAUUAGGAGGAACCCAGGGCCAACCGCACCAGUAUAUGGUCUCACAAGGGGUCUGAGGAUCUCAUCUCGGUACCUAAUGGCAGUCAGGCUACCUCUGGCGAGCACAUGGAGGGCUGUGCGGCCCCCCAUAGAAAUGCCACCCCACACCAUGACUGACCCACCGCCAAACCGGUCAUGCUGGAGGAUGUUGCAGUUCUCCACGGCGUCUCCAGACUCUGUCACGUGCUCAGUGUGAACCUGCUUUCAUCUGUGAAGAGCACAGGGCGCCAGUGGCGAAUUUGCCAAUCUUGGUGUUCUCUGGCAAAUGCCAAACGUCCUGCACGGUGUUGGGCUGUAAGCACAACCCCCACCUGUGGACGUCGGGCCCUCAUACCACCCUCAUGGAGUCUGUUUCUGACCGUUUGAGCAGACACAUGCACAUUUGUGGCCUGCUGGAGGUCAUUUUGCAGGGCUCUGGCAGUGCUCCUCCUGCUCCUCCUUGCACAAAGGUGGAGGUAGCAGUCCUGCUGCUGGGUUGUUGCCCUCCUACGGCCUCCUCCAAGUCUCCUGAUGUACUGGCCUGUCUCCUGGUAGCGCCUCCAUGCUCUGGACACUACGCUGACAGACACAGCAAACCUUCUUGCCACAGCUCGCAUUGAUGUGCCAUCCUGGAUGAGCUGCACUACCUGAGCCACUUGUGUGGGUUGUAGACUCCGUCUCAUGCUACCACUAGAGUGAAAGCACCGCCAGCAUUCAAAAGUGACCAAAACAUCAGCAAGGAAGCAUAGGAACUGAGAAGUGGUCUGUGGUCACCACCUGCAAAACCAGUCCUUUAUUGGGGGUGUCUUGCUAAUUGCCUAUAAUUUCCACCUGUUGUCUAUUCCAUUUGCACAACAGCAUGUGAAAUGUAUUGUCAAUCAGUGUUGCUUCCUAAGUGGACAGUUUGAUUUCACAGAAGUGUGAUUGACUUGGAGUUACAUUGUGUUGUUUAAGUGUUCCCUUUAUUUUUUUGAGCAGUGUAUUUCAAUAAAUAUGUGAUACAGAACGCAGGAGGGGAAUGUAGGCCAGACAGGAUAAUAGUUUUUAAAAUACUGGACACUCCUUAACCAUCUUGUGUUUAGUUGUUUAAAAAAAAACGUAGCUUGUUUUCCCUUCUCUCUCCAUUCGAUAGGCUAUAUGAAUAUGACCAAUGUUUUAUGCAUGGCUUUCUCCUGAUCAAACAAUGAAUGAAAAGGAGUUCCAUCUCAAAAAGUAAUUUUAAUAGCCUAAAAACAUAAGUUAGCCAGCAGACUAAUAAUGAGGGAGAACAAACCAUAUCAAUAGCCUAUAGAAAAUCGAAUGACCAGUUUAAUCAAGUUUAAGCUUAUUAAGAAAGAAAUGAUCAAUGCGGACCGUGAAAAUCCCUCCAAGCGAUGUUGAAAACCAAAUGGCCAAUAACCUAUCCUUAUUCCUCCUACUGGCCUUUCAUAAAAGCUUUACGACAAGUUAAAGUUAUGAACAUUCACUUAUUUCCCCAAAUAUUCUAGCCUAAUGAAGGUGUUGUCCUAAAGUUUUGGCUUUCAAAAAUAACAAUUGUCAAUCACAGCUUUAUGAUAGAACAAAUAAUGCAACAAAUAUUGUGGUUAAACUCAAAUAUACUAAUUGAUAAAAAAAAACAGUUAUUUUUUGACAUUUUUUGUUUUUUUUAAAGGUAUAAUCUUUGUAAAAUAUAUCAUAGGUAGGACUGGUGGAGUUAUGUCGCACAUGCAGCUAACAAAAACAUAUAAAAAUGUCUGCUCUACCCAAAAUUACAACCAAAUAAUUGCAGCAUUACCACAAAAGUGGAAGGGGGGAAAAAGUAAGGAACUUGUCUGUCGGCCCUGCAUUAAAGAACAUAAUUGGUUAAAGAAAAUUGUGAUAAAUAAAAAAGUAUACCAGUUUCAUUUAAGGACCAAAGGAUUGAUAGCUGUCCCAUAUAGAUUGCAAAAUAGUUGGGAAGAGAUUUUUGACGUACCGAUUCCAUGGCAAAGUGUUUAUGAACUGAUAGUCAAAACAACGCUGGAUUCAAAACUUCUAAUUGUUCUAUUUAAAUUAUUAUACAAAAUUCUUGCUACCAAUAGAAUGUUAUUUAUAUGGCGGAUACAAUCUUCCCAGCUCUGCAGAUUUUGCUGCGAAGAGACAGAAUCAUUAGAUCAUUUGUUUUGGUACUGUCCAUUUCUAGCUUGUUUUUGGACACAGGUUCAGGAAUGGCUAAAGGAUUGCAAUAUUUACCUGGAGCUGACACUGCAGAUAGCACUACUGGGUGAUCUGAAAAGUCAUAGUCAAUCGAUCAAUAAUAUAAUAAUACUUUUAGCAAAAAUGUUUAUUUUUACAAUCUGUAGAAACAAUGAGAAUAGAAGGGUUCAGAACUUUUGUAAAACAUCAUGAAAAUGAUCAGAGAGGUUGAGGAAGUCCAGGAGUAAAAACAAACAAAAUAUAAUUAUUGUAAAAUUGACUGUGUCCAUCAAAUGUAUAUAGUAUGUAUAAGCUGGAAGUAGAGGCCAAAGCAUUGUUGUUCACUAGUUUACUCCAAUUAGGGAAGGGGUGGUGGGGUUGGAAAGUAAUAAAGGGAAAUAUAUUUUUUUAAAGGAUAUGUGUAUAUAUAUAUAUAUGUAUUUAUAUGUAUGUGUUUGUAUGUAUAUGAUAGGACAAAGGUGGACGUCGCCCAACCCUAUUUGCGUCGUAAUAACUGGAUACCUCCUUCCUAUUCCAAUGUCCUCCUGGCAGGUACGAGUCUCCAGAGAUCGCUCUGAACUGUGGCAUCAUGCUGAGGGAGUGUAUCAGGCACGAGCCACUGGCCAAGAUCACCCUGGGGGCCGAGCAGUUCUACGACUUCUUCAGAUACGUGGAGAUGUCCACGUUCGACAUCGCCUCAGACGCAUUCGCAACUUUUAAAGUGAGUUUUUGAAAAGAAGUGUGUUUUUUCUCAGACCUGUAUCUCUAGGACCAUGGGUUUCUUGGGGCCUAGAUAGAGGGCCUGUACUUUUCAGCUCAUUGGUUAAAAUACCUGUGUGUUCUUCUUCCAGGACUUGCUAACGAGACACAAGAUUCUGAGUGCGGAGUUCCUGGAGCAGCAUUACGACAGGGUAAGUCCUCCACAUUGUUGAAAUGUAACCCGGUAAGAACACAUCUCCAUGAUGCGUUUCUUCCAAUGAUCCUUUCUCUGAAUAGCAACCUGUCACUGUUAAUGGAGCUUUUUAAGACGGUCUGAAGUCACUCCAGGACAAGCUGAGUUUAUUUGUGCUAAACCCCCGCCUGACUGAGAACCAUGAAAAGUAUACCAGGGAAUAUGGAAAUUAACUUGAGAAGUGGGAGCUCAGUACUCAGCAACUGUUUUUCUCCUAACAUAAAAGCUAGGCAUUUGACAUGAUGUGACUGUUCUGAAUACAAGGCAGCUGCCUGUCUGUCAGUGUGGGAAAAUCACUAGUUGGCUUGUCACCGAGUUUGCAAACAAGCAGAUGCACUCUGAAAUAGUGGCUUGACAUUCACUCAGAUGGUUAUCUUUCUCCUCCCCUCCCUCCAGUUCUUCAGUGAAUAUGAGAAGUUACUCCACUCAGAGAACUACGUGACUAAAAGGCAAUCCCUCAAGGUAAGAAUGUGGGUCCUGUUCCUGUUGUAGUAAACAGCUCUCAUGUAGUAUUUGUAUGUAUGUGUUUUUAAUGGCUAAAUAUAGAUGAGGUGGUCUCUUACAUGGUGUUUGGUUACUGAAAAUAUAACCAAGCAGCAAGCUGACUGAUGUAGCGCCAACCUGUGCCUGGAGUAGGUUUUAGAUACGUUUCAUCUGCCUGGUAACGUCCUCCCCUAUUUUUGCCAAUGCGUAGCAGUAUGUUCACUUUGCCUUGUAUAAACCCAACUAUAAUGAUUUAUAUCUAUUUACAUCGUUUUAGUGGAAUCUUAUGGUUCAAACAUGGCAUUAAAUAAAUGAUUACUUUUUCACCUACCCCAGACUGUAAUUGCAAUUAAUACUUUGUUUUUUGUCACUCUGAAACAAUCUAGUUGCUGGGAGAGCUUCUUCUCGAUCGACACAAUUUCACCAUCAUGACGAAAUACAUCAGCAAGCCAGAGAACCUCAAGCUAAUGAUGAACCUUCUUCGAGACAAAAGCCGCAACAUCCAGUUUGAGGCCUUCCAUGUCUUCAAGGUAAAAGGAAAAACGAGAGACUAGCACAAGGCUAUAGCAGGCGGUGCAAUUUGUCUUUGAGUUUAGUUGGAUUGUAAAAAUAAUUUAUCCUAUUCCUUCCCAUGUAGGUGUUUGUGGCCAACCCCAACAAGACACAGCCCAUCUUGGACAUUCUUCUGAAGAACCAGACCAAACUCAUUGAGUUCCUCUCCAAGUUCCAGAACGACAGGACGGAGGACGAACAGUUCAACGAUGAAAAGACGUACCUGGUCAAACAGAUCAGAGAUCUGAAGAGGCCGGCCCCCCAGGAGGCCUGAGGGAGGGGCUUAAGGGGUCCAGACAACAUUUGGAUAACAGACUCAUCAGUAGCUGCUGCUGUUCUGGUUUUUCAACCAUUUGAAAAAAAAUAACGCGCCCACAUCAAGUCAUCAGGAACUCUCCAGUUCAUUCUGCUGUUCGACGCAACGGACAUUUUGAUAUUUUUUCUUCCUUUUUUUUUCCCUCCAGUUUCUCCUUUAAAAAGAUAAGAGAUUAACAUAAAAUAUGCUGCUGCUUUCUUGCACAUUAAGACAUGUGGAAGGGUAACAUCAACAACACAACAAAGGUCAUUCAAACAAAUAGUAACAACGAAAUCUACUACAUUUGAGCGCUAUGCAGACUUCUGACACACGCGCACACACACACAUAUAAUGAUAUAAUAUCAGCAUAAACCUUGAGAUGAAAGGUACUGGCAAAGUGAACAUUGGAGUGUUGGUUGCAUGCCUUGUUGAAAUGUGACAUCCAUGGCUAUACUUGAGGCUAAACGCUGGCUGAGAGAUGACAUGUCCAGUCUACUUACAGUGCCACAGACGGCAAAAAGCACAUGCAUCGCAGUACCAGCUCCAACUCUUACCUAUGCCUUCAUCGUGUACUGCAGCAACAGUGAUGCAUUUUUAAAAUGGGCUCUCCGAUGGCCUCACGCCGACCCAUGCAGCUAUUGGUGUGUUGUGAAACAGCACAGAGCGGAUGGUAUGGAUAAAAUGCUAGAUAUUAUUUAGGUACAGGCCUGAAUUGGGUUUGUUUUUUGUUUUGGGACAGGGUGAACGUGUACAUAUGCCUUUUUGUUUUUUUUGCUUUGUAGAUUUUGUUGAAACAUUGACACAUGGAUAUAUAUUAUAUAUAUUUGACCUUAAACAUCAAGUUUUUCGUUAAUGCUAAUCAAAAUAAUUUUUAAAACAGUGGAAGAGGAAAAAUAUCAGACAUUUUGCGUUUCAUUUUACUGCUGAAUUGAAAUGAUGUCUGGUUUUUCUUUGUACAUAACUUCCAGCCAGGGCCAGCUCUUACGUUGUUAACCUAGAGGACAUUAAUAAUAAUUAGUACAGCUGAGGAAUGUCAUGGUAUUAGCCCGGAUCUCUUCUUAAUCCUCUGUUUUUUCGUCUGUAUUUAAGUAACUCAGACAACUAAAAUAUGCUGGGGUGCCAGGACAGUGGGGUGGAGGGGAGGCCGGGAUGGGAUGUGGCAGAGUGCUAAUGGAAACAUAAAGUUUGUGAUGAGCAGCCAGCCAGUGGUCGCGUUCCCCUGCUCAGACGUUGCAUGCAUCAACCAAUGGUUGCGUGCCACGUCAUCGACUGUCAUUGACUGACAGAUUGCUAUAACAUAUGAUGUGUUUAGCUGAUAUGUAAAAUAUAAAUCCAGGCGUUUGUAAGAUCUGGCA